CACAAUUUGCAGAGAUUGUGGGUACUAGACUACAUUGAAGAUACUGGUCUUCAGAUGCUUGCCGCUUCCUGUAAGGACCUUCAAGAACUUAGGGUGUUUCCUUCUGAUCCCUUUGCUCCAGAACCAGAUGCUUUACUUACAGAGCAAGGCCUUGUAGCUGUCUCAGAUGGCUGCCCUAAGCUCCAGUCGGUUUUAUACUUCUGCCGCCAAAUGACAAAUGCCGCUUUGGUUACUAUUGCUAGAAACCGUCCUAACAUGACUCGUUUCCGCUUGUGUAUUAUUGAACCUCGAACUCCUGAUUACUUGACUCUUGAACCGCUUGAUACUGGUUUUGGGGCAAUUGUGGAAGAAUGCAAAGAGUUGCAACGGCUUUCUCUUUCUGGCCUCCUUACUGACCGUGUGUUUGAGUACAUUGGAACCCAUGCUAAAAAGUUAGAGAUGCUUUCCAUUGCUUUUGCUGGGGAUAGUGAUCUGGGCCUCCACCAUGUGCUAUCUGGUUGCGAGAGCCUCAGAAAACUAGAGAUCAGAGACUGCCCCUUUGGCGACGAUGCUCUUUUGUCUAAUGCUGCAAAGCUGGAGAGUAUGCGAUCCCUUUGGAUGUCUUCUUGUUCGGUAAGUUUUGGAGCCUGUAAGCUGCUAGGUCAGAAGCUGCCUAGGCUUAAUGUUGAAGUUAUAGAUGAGAGGGGUCCCCCGGAUACACGGCCAGAUAGCUGCCCUGUUGAUAAACUUUACAUUUACCGAACAGUGGCUGGACCAAGGCUUGACAUGCCUGAUUAUGUUUGGACAAUGAAUGAGGAUGCUGCACUGAGGAUUACUGAGCCAUAAAGCAAAGGGAAUUUCACAUUAGCUUCUUCAACGGGAGAUUGCAGGAGCAUUAGCUUUUAUGGAUAUGGAACAAAAAAUACUAUGAUAUGCACCAAGUGUAGCAUCUGAAAGAUUCCAACUUGGGGGGAUAGAUAAGGAGAUUAUUGUGGGUAUGUUCACUUUUUCAGCAUCAAGCUCGGCUUCUUACAAACGCCUGAUGACUGGUGAAAACGAUGAUAUUGGGGAAAAAAAUGGAUCCAAUUGCCUAGGCCUCCUCCCUAUAGUUGUACCACAGGUGCAAGGUAGAUUCCAAAAUUUUAAGUCAGGGUAUUAUUGUGGUCACUAAUUUCUUUUUGUAAUAAUGGUUGUACCACUGUGAGCGAGGGGUACUCAAGAUUUUAUAGGAUAGUUCUAUGUUUAUUGUUACUUUUUUGACAAUAAGUAUUAGUGAGUAACACUGCACUUACUAAUGGA
Messenger RNA from Nicotiana tabacum (common tobacco), 1278 nucleotides. NCBI's taxonomy places the organism in Eukaryota, Viridiplantae, Streptophyta, Magnoliopsida, Solanales, Solanaceae. The record is from RefSeq and is a predicted model, not a curated record.